CCUCCUCCCUCUCGUCCUACUCGUGGACUGUCCGGUUUACGUGACUUGAUGUCGGAACCGUCGACAUCUGGCAACCCGGAGCCAAAUCUCCGUCGGACAAUAUCUGUGUUACAGCUUCCUCGACCAGAGUGAGAGGGAAAGGAAGAGGACUUCUCCAGUAAAUGUAACAUUUUCUAUCAAACAGAACACCCCAUAUCCGAGUGCGUUGGAUAAACGGGAUGGGAGAUAAUAUCCCAAAGGGUAAUUGUACCCCCCUUCCCCUCUGCGCCCUGCGACUCCUGGUCCCACCAAUCCGACUGGUCUCGGCAGCAAUCUGGCAGACCGUCCAACAGAAAGUCGUGGCCGAUUAUGGGAUGCUCGAGGAGUUUGUUUCCAUGGUUACGGACAUUGUUCCAGAGCUACUCACCCCAUGCCAGAGGGGCCAACUUAUCCUGGGCCUCAGAGCACGGCUGAUCCUGGAGUUAUGUCAGUUCGAAGCUACUGCCGACUUUGGGCUCGUUCAGCCACAUCUUGACAGAAUGCAAACGCUCAUCGACGCAUGGGUGAUGGAGGCCGGUGCUGCAAAUAUGAAAACGCCACACCUCAAAUUUGUGGAUCUUGUGAAGAACUUGCUGAAAAAUGGUGACGAAAGGGAACACUUCUUUCAGAAAGUUUUCCCUGAAGAGUUUGGUCCCACAUAUGACGAUGCACUUCACACCCUGAUGUGGUUGUUUCUGUCCAGACUGGAACAGUUUCUACCUCUUCAAACGUUCCAACAGGUUUCCUCCAUGUUUGGUGAGGUGUCGUCGGUUCUUGAGGAAUGUAUGGACUCUGUGUCUCGACAUGAGGAGCUCAAAACUCUGCUGCAGUAUCAAAAAGACCUCAGCCAACUGGAUCACAAUGAUGGUUCCUUAGAUGGCACCUGCAUUAUUUCAGCUCUCAAACUCGCCAUUGAAGAAAGAACUGAGACGGACAAACCACAAGCCAACAUCUUGGAUGAUAUGCUAUCGUGUACAUCUGAUUCAGAGAAGGGAUCUUUAACAUUGUCUCAUGACACAACUGCAGAAGAUCGGACGAGUGGGAUAAAUGUUGAUGAGACCAAUAUGACUCAUGGGGAAAAUGGAACAGGGGCGCAUCUGGGAGAUAUUACAAGACAUGAAAAAAAUGCAGGAUUCGUUGGACAUCAAGUAGAGACGGCUCCUCGGCUUCUGAAACAAUGCCGUGUUCAGCUAAAAAGACUGGACAUGACGCUGCCGCUGCGGACUCGCCCUGCAAGACCCAACAGAGGCCUAAGAAUGAAAAAUAUUAUUUUAGAAGAGAAAAGAGGUCUUUGUGAAGCUUACAAAUCGGCUUCCAGGAAAACAAAACCCUCCAAUAGGGCUCUUUCACACAUCUCUGACAACAAGGAGUCGAGCAGCAGCAGCAGCAAAGUCGCCUCCUCAUAUAUGGCUCCCAUCAACGAUUCCAGUGACGACUCAUGGUCUUACUACUCUGAUGAGGACUUUUGCCAAAACUCUGCAGGUAGUGAUCUUAGUAUGGCUGAUUCGUGGUCUAACUACUCAGGUGAUGAGUCUCCCUUUUCUGUCGGUAGUUCUGCUGAAGGUGAUUCAAACGAGGACCCUUCCUUCACGGGUCCUAAAAAGGUAUCAGCUCCCAGCAGAAAGCCGGGUAACUCCGACAUCAAAGCCGGCACUCCCAAAAAGACUCGUAAAGUCCAGUGUUUCAUCUGCAGUGAGCCCGUGAGCACAAGCCUGAGAACCCACAUGAGAACCCACUUCCCCACCGGUGAUUACGCCUGCCCCCGGUGCGACAGCAGGUUUAAGCUCUUCUCGUCGUUGAGGCUGCACUUGAACAGGACCUGUUUCGAGCACUGUCAGCAGCAGGUGGAUCCGGUAAAGUCGGACGAAGCCAAGAAUCUUUUCAAAUGCGACGAGUGCGACGAGGCAUUCAGGUACAAAGUUUCACUGGAAAGGCACAAACGGACCCACAAUGAGCUCUACUGCGAGGUGUGUAGGAAGGUGUUGCGGGACGCGGCGACGUCGGCGAGGCACAAGGCCUCUCACACCCUGUUUCAGUGUAACCGCUGUGAGGAUACCUUCACUCUCUUCAAGCCAUUGCUCAAGCACUGCGAGAACAUCCACGAAAUCAGGAGGCCGUUUAAAUGCAACUAUUGUCCAAAAGUUGUAUCCAAGCUGCGCACUUUGAUCGCGCACGAGUGGAAGCACACGGGUCACCUGCCGUUCCAGUGCUCCCUGUGCCAUUUAAGAUUCAAAAGCGACGCAGAUCUCACCUCCCAUGAGAGGGUCCACACCAAAGAGAGGCCCUACCUGUGCGCUGAGUGUGGCAAAACGUUCUCCCAGAGCUCCAACCUGCUGCGGCACUUGAAUUUCAUCCACAGCGAGUCUCGAAACAAGAAGAAGUAUUCCUGCUCCGAGUGCGAGAAGUCCUUCAAGGAGAAAGGGGCCCUGAAGAAACACCAGAGGACCAAACACUUGCGAGAGUUGUUCCGUCACCCGUGCCCGGACUGUGGAAAGAUGAUCUCUGCGUCAACUAUCGCGAGACAUAAAUUAAUUCAUACGGGAGAGAGGCCUUUCAAAUGCACCAUGCCUGAGUGUGACAAGUGCUUCAGGUCAGCUCCUGAAGUGAAGAGACACGUCCUUAUACACCACACCACGGAGAGACCGUAUAAAUGUGAUGUCUGUGGAAAGGGCUUUAUAAAAUUGUGUUAUCUCAACGCGCACGCUAAAAUACACUCGGGAGAGAAGCCUUUUGUUUGUCAUUUCUGUGGCAAGGCUUUCCCCAAGCGCUACAGCAUGCAAAGACACAAAAAGCUUGUACAUACAUUUGUAAUGCAUUGACCCUGCAUGGUGGGAAUGCUCCGUUAAACAGCAGCGAAUCACAAGUAGAGAAUUCAUUGUUCGAACAAUUUAAGUUUUGAAACUGGUUUGUAUUUAGACAAACCAGAAGCCUUAUCAAAUAAACUUGAGACAAACCAUAUAUAUAUAUAUAUUUGAAACUGAAAAAAUAAAAAAUCUGAACAACAUU
Anoplopoma fimbria (sablefish) is the source of this 3024-nucleotide messenger RNA. Its product is annotated as zinc finger protein 16-like. Gene Ontology annotation, cellular component: nucleus. The record is from RefSeq and is a predicted model, not a curated record. Lineage: Eukaryota; Metazoa; Chordata; Actinopteri; Perciformes; Anoplopomatidae. The transcript is spliced from 7 exons. Gene Ontology annotation, biological process: regulation of transcription by RNA polymerase II. The coding region runs from base 219 to 2837 and encodes 872 amino acids. Gene Ontology annotation, molecular function: RNA polymerase II transcription regulatory region sequence-specific DNA binding; DNA-binding transcription factor activity, RNA polymerase II-specific.